This is a messenger RNA of Gigantopelta aegis, 1093 nucleotides long. RefSeq names its product electron transfer flavoprotein subunit beta-like. Gene Ontology annotation, molecular function: electron transfer activity. The transcript is spliced from 7 exons. The record is from RefSeq and is a predicted model, not a curated record. Gene Ontology annotation, cellular component: cytosol. Bases 80 to 853 code for a protein of 257 amino acids. NCBI's taxonomy places the organism in Eukaryota, Metazoa, Mollusca, Gastropoda, Neomphalida, Peltospiridae.
AUAGUGUGGCAAGUUGGCCAAAGGUCGUUUAGUAAUUUUUAAUAUUUGUUACAGCGGGUUUAUUUUAAUAGUGCAAGCCAUGUCUGCUUCAUUAAGAGUACUUGUCGGAUGCAAAAGAGUCAUUGAUUAUGCCGUUAAGGUUCGAGUAAAACCCGACAAGACCGGGGUUGUGACAGAGGGCGUGAAACACAGCAUGAACCCAUUCGACGAGAUCGCCAUUGAGGAGGCAGUUAGAAUGAAAGAGAAGAAACUUGUCAGCGAAAUUCUAGUGGUUUCAUGUGGACCUCCCCAGUGUCAGGAGACACUAAGGACGGCCAUGGCAAUGGGAGCUGAUCGUGCGAUUCAUGUGGAGAUAGAUGCAAAGGAGUUUGAGAAGGUUCAGCCACUUCACAUUGCCAAGAUCCUUGCAAAAAUUGCACAGGAGGAAAAGACUGACAUCGUGCUUGUUGGAAAACAGGCAAUUGACGAUGAUUGUAAUCAAACAGGACAGAUGACAGCCGCCAUUCUAGACUGGCCUCAGGGAACAUUCGCUUCUAAGGUGGAGAAGACCGGGGAGGGCCUGACGGUCACAAGGGAAGUGGAUGGGGGACUUGAGACGAUCAAACUCAAACUUCCCGCUGUCCUUUCCUCCGACCUGCGACUUAACGAGCCUCGCUACGCCACACUCCCCAACAUCAUGAAAGCUAAGAAAAAGCCUCUAGCAAAGAAGAAGGCAUCGGACUAUGGGGUCGACCUGACCCCGCGACACCAGAUUUUGAAGGUUGAGGACCCACCUGUCCGAGAAGCGGGACAGAAACUGGAGACCGUUGGAGACCUCGUGUCAAAACUAAAAGAAGCCGGACUGGUAGCAUGAUCGUGUGACUGGUCAUUAGCCAAGUGUGAAGUGUGUAGAGUGAAAGAGUAAAUGAACUAUGAAGGGAGAAGCUGUGAUGUUCAGAGAUCAUGUGACAACAUGCAGGAAAUAACGUCAUCGUUGGAAUUCUGUACUACCUGAAACAAUGACUUCGUUGGAGACAUUCGUGUUUCCUCCGUCACCAAGUGUAUAUAUAUAAUACUGUGUAUAUAUCUUCAGUAAUAAAUAAAUAAAAAUAAA